Messenger RNA from Didymodactylos carnosus, 420 nucleotides. The record is from the annotation of a GenBank genome assembly. Lineage: Eukaryota; Metazoa; Rotifera; Eurotatoria; Philodinida; Philodinidae.
AUGGCAUUUAAGAAAAAAUAUUGGGGUUGUGUGGUUGAUCAUGGAGAAUCUCAACUCAGUUUUUAUCUUUAUGCAAAAAAGAUAUCAAGAGGACCCUAUCUUUAUCUUGAUCUAUCUGAAUAUAAAAGUGUGUCGGAUCGAUCAAAACGUACAUUUCCCGAUCACAACGUUUCAUUUUUUGAAUUAAUCUCCAGAUGGAAUAAUCCAGAUGAGUUAUUUGCUGCUGAAACAGAUUAUUUAAGAUCGAAUAAUCCUGAAAAUUCAAAAAGAUAUUCAUUAAAUGUACAUCUUGAGCCAUCAUUUUCAACUAAAGCUGAAUUAUGUGCCUAUUAUAUGAAAACCGAUUUACCAAAGGGUAAUGCGCCAGAAAAUUAUAUUAAACGUCUUCAGCAACCUUUUACAAGAAAUAUAGUAAACUAG